Molecule: messenger RNA, 5982 nt
Organism: Symbiodinium natans
Lineage: Eukaryota; Dinophyceae; Suessiales; Symbiodiniaceae
Source: the annotation of a GenBank genome assembly
AUGAGGAGUUCUGUGCUCGAGUCCCUACGCCUUGAACUUCACAAGACGGGUGGGCGAUUGGAGCGCAACCUCGUGCCAUUUCUCAAGAAGGAGGUGAAUCAGGCCAUGGGCGGAGUACGCGUGAACAUCCCAAACAAGAGCCGGGGACAAACUCAAGAUCUCCUCGCGUCCGCACGCGUGCUCGUGGCAAGAAUCCCAAAGGUUGACGUCUGCUUGCACUACAGCCUCAAGAACAUGCCAGCAGGGGUACGGCCGUUGAGGGACUUCUUGUUGGAGGCAGCGGACAUGGGCGUUCAGGCCGUUCUCCUCGUGUCGGGCGCCACCAAGCCGAAGCAGGAUGCUGUGCAUUGCCUGCGGGAGCUUGCGGCCGAUGUCUGCGAGAACCAGUUGAAGCUCCCGCGGCUCGGUGUGGCCUUCAGCCCUUUCGAAGAUCCGGCCGUGGAGCAGGACAAGCUGUCCUCGGGCCUGGUGCAAGAAAUUUGGCUACAGAUUGGCUCUGACCUUCUUGCGCUGCGUGCUGGGCUUGAGUUUCUGAGGGAUGCAGCUCCUGGCAUCAAGAUCUACGGCUCCGUGCUUGUGCCAUCACAGAAGCUGCUGAGCAGGUUUCGUGAACGACCGUGGCACGGAGUCGACCUUACCCCGAAUGGCUAUCUCCAGUCCCUGCCGGAUGCAGAGAGGAUCACCAAGCAGAUCUUGCAGCUGUAUUCAGAGUUCGGCGUGCUGCCCCUGGUGGAGAGCCCUGUUGAGAGUUCCGCGGCUUUGCGAAGCGUGACAGCCCUGAUGCAAGAGGCCUGGGGGAGCCAGCAGACGGAGCACGAAGAUGCUCACAAGGCUGAGAAGGCGCAAGCUGCACAACUUCCAGUGGGCACCGAUGAAGUUGACUGUUCCGGCCUGGCCCUGAUGUGGUUUAGGGUUGAUCUGCGGUUGCAUGACAAUCCCGCCUUGAUCGCCGCAGCGCGGCACCCCGAGCUUAUCCCACUGUACAUCGCAUCGGAGGAGGCAGGCGGAGCGGCACAAGUCUGGCUGAGGGAAUCCCUCAAAGCCCUAGCAGCAUCGCUAGAGAGCUUGGGGUCACGGCUCCUGGUGCGUCAGGGAACUGACUUUGAAGCACUGAAGCUUGUGUGCAAGCAGCUCGACGUCCGAGCGGUCUACUUUAAUCGUCGGUACGAGCCUUGGCUGAAGAAGGCCGAUGAGGAGAUUUCCGAGCAACUGCGGCAGAUGGGCGUUGCCGUGCACAGCUUUGCAAGCUACCUGCUCUACGAGCCCGAAACAAUCUCCAUGAGAAGCGGCUUUCAUCAUGGCCACUGGGGAACCCUACUGCCAUUUCUGGGCGCUUGCCGCAAGCUCGGGCCGCCCCGGAAGCCCCUGCCGACACCAAUGCUUCCACCUGGUUCUUGGAGAAGUAAGGACACCCUCACGCAGCCGUUGGAGGAGCUACGCCUCGCCGAGAUCAAACCUGGAAUCAGGGACUGGCGGGCUCCCCUCUGUGAUGCAUGGGACUUUGGUGAGGAUGCUGCCCUCUCCCAGAUGCAUGCCUUUGUGAGUGGCCCUCGCUUGGCAAGCUACGAGAAGCAAAGGAGCCGGGCCGACCUAGAAGAGAAUCCCAACUCACGCUUGUCGCCGUACCUCAGAUGGGGGCAGCUCUCCCCUAACGACCUCUACUGGGCCGUGAAGGCCACGGGCCUGCCCGAAAAGGAUGUGAAGAUCUUUCAGCGCAGGCUGUUCUGGAGAGAGCUGGCGUAUUUCCACUACAUGGUCUUCCCGAGCAUGCGGCGCGAGCCGAUCCGGGCGAAGUACAAGGACAUCAGGUGGAACCAAGAUGCGCAGUUGCUGAAGAAGUGGCAGAAGGGCUCCACCGGGUUCCCUUUGGUCGACGCAGCGAUGCGGGAGCUCUGGCAAACCGGGUGGUGCCAGCAAAACAUGCGCAUGGUAGCAGCAUCUUUCCUUGUGGAGCAUUGCAACAUUGACUGGACUCAUGGUGCUGCCUGGUAUGAGGACACGCUUGUGGAUGCCGACAUUGCCAUCAACAGCAUGAUGUGGCAAAAUGCUGGCCGUUCUGGCAUUGAUCAGUGGAACUUCGUCAUCUCACCAGAAGGUGGGUCGCAGGACCCCUCUGGUGCAUACGUGCGCCGCUGGGUUCCCGAGUUGCAGAAGCUGCCAAGGCGUUUCCUGCACAAGCCCUGGGAGGCACCGGCUGAUGUCUUGAGGGCUGCUGGUGUUGUCCUAGGCGAGACGUACCCCUUGCGGUGCGUGACAGAUCUGAAGGGGGCGCGGCAGAGUUCCUCGGACGCGGUCGUAGACAUGCGCCGUGGAAUUAUGCACAGCCAGUGGAACGAUGCAGAGGGCUAUGACGUCAUCAGCCUCCCAGGAGGCGAGCUUACCAAGGUCUUUACCAGGCUGCCAGGCCCGGGUCACCGAGACCCCGUUAGCUCAGACACUGCUGGCGCGACGGCGGAAGGGCGGUUGCGACUUUGCAGUGGCAACCUCAGUACUCUCAGUGUCGGCUUAGUCUUAGAGUACACAGAGACUCCAGUAGGUCCUGAAGGUGCGUGCCUCCAGCACAUCGACCUGGCAUGCGCGCUACUGCGGCCGGAGCAUGACCUGCUGUUUGUCAUCGACGUGUCUGAUGUGGCCUCAGCCCAAGAGUGGGAAGCAGAAGUGGGCCGGCCAGGACGAGCGAGACGGAUGUUGGAGCGCUGGUUUGCCAAGUUCAACCCUCGAAAGGCCACGGUCAUCGCCUUCGGCAGGGAUGCCGAGCUAUGGGUGCCGCUGGUAAGACUUCACGACGAGCAGCGCGUCUCGAAGAUAAUCGUCCUUGGCGAGCCUCCCUGCCAAAAGUCCGCGGCUCAUCUUGAUGCAGGACAUGUGGAGAUCUGCAGUCUUGGCAAGCCCUCUAGCAUCGAGAUGCUGAUGGAUGCAGUGGGCUCACCACCAUCAGCACUCGACAGGCAUGACCUGUACUUCACAUAUGUGGACUUCGACAUCAACCGUAGAACCAAACAACUCGUCCAGAAUGGGCAGAACAUCUCGCGUUUGGUCGCCGAGGCGUUCGGCGACUCACUCCCCUCUUUGGGCUCCAACGACUCUCAGCGAGAGGGUGCUGGUAAAAACCUGCAGGCAGCAGUCUCUGCAGAACGAUGCCCCAUUCCAGCGGAUGUUGUUGCGCUGCUCAACAAGUCAGGGCAGGACCCGCCGGACCUGACAUCCAGUAUCAAUUCCACGCAGUUCCUUGGUCCAGGCAUGUCUUUCGCCGGCCUUGCCGUCAUCAUCCAGACCUGCUCACAGAACAAGGAUGCCAACGUGUUGCGAGCGCUGCUGACUGAUACGCAUGGAUCGGUGGAGGGCAUCUUCCCACUAAGCAUGACCGACGUACUUGUUCCGGGCAAGACUGUGGCAGUUUCAGGGCGAACGGUUUCGCUCGAAGGUCGCUUGCUGGUCCUUGGCCAACAGGUGACUGCAAUUCGUGGCCUACGGGAGGGCUACAAACCAGCGUCAGAUGGGAGGCGGAAUGUGUCGGAAGUGUCUAGGCGAUUCGGCUGCUUGAUCCUCAGGGGGCGAAAAUGCGUCCUGGCGCGGGAUGCCAACAGGCAGUUGUACAUACCAGCCGAUGAGCCGCGGAAUCAUGAGACGGCACAGCAGGCAGCCACACGAGCGGUGGCAGAAGCCUGCGACAUCUUCCCUGAUGAGUUUGUGUUGCUCGGGGAUGUUCCACCUGCCAUGUACUAUGACAAGGGCGGUCCAGUUGCAAUGGUUGUUACGAUUUUCGCGGCUGUGGCAACCAACCCACCUCCACCAGGAAGUGCUGAAGACGCCGACACCAUCGAAGACCUAGAUGACAUGUACGACUGGUUCCCAUACGAGCAAGCAAUUUCCCGAUUGUCUGAUGCAAAGGAACGCCAUGCCAUCACUCGAUUGGCAACCGGUUUGACCAACCAUCGACCCAGGCUGGACGCCAUGCUGAUUUUCUACGAUUUUGAGCGCAGUGUCCUUCGCACAGCAACCGCGCAAACGUGCGGCUAUUUUAGCAACGUCGCCGCGGCUGUGGAGUUUGGCAUAGUGUCGGCGGACUUCCCAUGCACGUUUGGUGCUGGCACUGCGCUUGGACCAGUCUCACAGAUGCACUCAACGCCAUCAGGAUCAGACUUGGACAUGCCCGACCAGCACUUCUUCGCUUCCAGGGCCAAGAGCCGACGUGGCGGUGGCUUUGGAGGUGCUUGUGCCCAGAAUCUCAGAGGCAUAGGACCCCAGGAGCCAGACUUUCAGCAUCUUUCAGCAACGAAUCCCGUGCUUGGCGUGGCAGGAGGAGCAGCGACUGGGGCUGGGCCUGUCUUCGCCCAGGCCGCCGUCCUCGGGCGCUCCCCAAAGUGCCCUGACGUCCCUGCGGUGAAAGCUGCAGCUGCGACUGCAAUGACCAGAUCCGAAGUGGAUGACGUGCCUCGAGAUUUGGAGGGCAACUUCCUGGCAAAGAAGGAGUGGCAAUAUCCCUUAGAUCAGAGAUCGGGCUGGCUACCGGCUGGCGCACAGGAAAUGGCAGACAAUCACCCCUGGACACGCCGUGCGGUGGAGAAGAACCCGCGCUACGUGCCGCCGGAAGCCCUGUAUUGCUGGACGGAGUCCGACUUUGCCAGCUACAUCAACAGCGGGGGCUUCGUCAAGCCGAAGUUGCGGUGUCAGUACUACCUCUCCCCGGAGAACCCGCAGACCAUCGUGGACUUGCUGGAGCCCAUCCUCAGCGAGCUCAACUGGACAUGCACGGUAGACUCGCACUCCGGCCGGGAAGACAGCUUGGCCCAGGUGACAGAUUACAUGGGCAUGCCGGUGCCACGCCUGAAGAAGCAGGAUGAUGGCAGCCUGGAGGUACUCAAGCCGAGCGAAGAGGUCGCCCCAGUAUUCAUCUGGGAAUCGAGCAGGAACAUGAUCGACCAUGGGCCCACGCUCAAGUACCGGGGGCUGGUGAAUCGGCUCAGCGGCGUCGGCAUGUACACCAAGGUGGGCAUGCUGGAGCUCAUCCGAGAACGAUGCAUCGAGCGCGACAUCCCCAUCAAUUUUCCGCCACCUUGGUAUCCGCUGACCUUCGCCCUGCCGGAUGAUUUGGAGCAGUGGAAGAGGCAUGCGGAGGCGAACCCGCACAAGAAGUGGAUCUACAAGCCAAGCUGCGAGGCAAUGGGCCGAGGCAUCAUUUUGGUGAACAAGAUCUCUGACGUGGACUCCAAGGAGAAGCCGUUUCGAACCAGAUGCAAGAACGUUGAGGUGUUUGAUCCGAAUGAACCUCCUCUCAAGGAGAGACACUUCGCCAAUGUCGGCAUCAUCCAGGAAUCGGAAGUUUGCGAUCCGGGUCUACUUGCUGGUGGCUCGUUCCAUUACAAUUUUGCCUACGUCAAGCGUCUUGCGCUCGGUCUUCUCAGUAUGACUGAGCGCAGCAGCAGUGGCACUUGUCGAACUGGUCCAGGCUGUGCCGAGUUUUACGACGAAAACAAGUUCAACCGCGAAGACUUGUUCCGACACGUCACAGAGCAGGAGUUUCAGAAGAAGCAAGAUGACUUCGGCGGCUCGGCGGCCUCAAACCUGAUCUCCAUCGAGGAACUGGACAAGUAUCUGAAGGAGAACUAUGGUAUUCCUGCUUUCCGGCUCAACUUCUGGCAGCAAGUCAAAGCCAUCUGCAUGGAGGUCAAUCUCGGCAUGAAGGAGGGCAUCGCAGAAAAGGCGAAGGUCGGUCAGUUUGAGAUCUUUGGCUUGGACAUCAUCGUUGAUGCCGACCAGCGGGUGUACCUGCUGGAGGCAAACAGAGAUCCCUCCUGGGUCAUAGACGUGCAGGUGAAGAAGGCCAUAAUCCCCGACAUGGUCCGAGAGAUGAUGGAGCUUGUAUUAUGGGCCCACAGCGACGAAGGAAAGAACAAGGAAGCCAUGCUUCACUCUCCGAUGCGCGGGUUCGAGGUGCUCAUCGACGAGGCAUUCGAUUUCCAGGCCGUCGAUGUCGAAUGA